Molecule: messenger RNA, 1854 nt
Organism: Miscanthus lutarioriparius
Lineage: Eukaryota; Viridiplantae; Streptophyta; Magnoliopsida; Poales; Poaceae
Source: the annotation of a GenBank genome assembly
AUGGUGCGGCUGCUGACGAAUCGGCCGAGUGCCGUCCGGCAGGCAGGCAGGCACCAAUCCCAAUACCCAGGUCGGAGUCGACGCAAAGAUGACCCUCUCAGUAGCGCCAGCGACUCGGAGAUGAACGCGUCCAGGAAAUCCAACCAUGUUUCCAGCAAGGACAGUGCAGAAACCGCGAGGGAUAUCAUCACCACGUCCGGCCAAAUCCAACCCCUCAAAAUCCCGGACGCUGUUGCUGCGCUUGCGCAGGCUGCUGCAAAGGCAAAUGGUGAGACUGAGAAAUAUCUUCCAGGGUGGCCAUUGUUCUCACCUCCUAAGGUGCAGUUGGACAAGUGUACCAAGUGUUCAAGAGAAUUCUGUUCCACAAUCAACUUCCGGAGGCAUACACGUGUUCAUCGUAGAACGCUCAAGAUAGAUAGGGAUUUUCCCAAGAAUAGAGACCUUCUCGCUGCAUUCUGGAAUAAACUGACUGUGGAUGAUGCCAGUAUAAUUUUGUCCUUGACAGGGGUUGUUGUAGAGGGUGUAACUGGUUCAUCAAUUUUAACAGCACUAUCAUCAUGGAUGUGUAAACCAGGGUAUGCUUCGUUGCCAAUGGCAUAUGCCAGAGCUGGCAGUGAGCUUCUGGAUCUGAUUCAAACAAAGGCUUCAAUGCAUCUGCCUGUGUCAUCGGAUGAACUAUUUAGCUUGCUUGAUGAAGCAAGUGAGAAAACAUUUCUUUGCACAAAUACAGCUGCUUGUAUACAGAAGUUUUUAUUUGACGGAGAGGUAGACAAAAUUGCAACUGAGUUGAAAAAUGUUGUUUCGUGCGUUAGUUACAUGCUUGAACAAAAGCUGGUUGAAGCAUGGUGUGCUGAUAAGACUGCUGAAGCAUUAAGAUGCCAGAAGUUGCUGGAGGAGGAAGAGGAAGCUGCUCAGAAAAGGCAAGCCGAACUGAUGGAAAGGAAGCGGAUGAAGAAACUUAGGCAGAAAGAACAGAGGUUAAAAAACCUCAAGGAUGAGGAUGUGACAGUUCAGUCACCUGAAAUCAUGGAUGAUGCGACAUGUUCUACUGCCAUUCAAAGUGUCAAGUCCAUUUCUGAUCCUGACCGUUUUGAGCAAGAAGAAUCACAGUAUCUUCAAUUUCCAGCACCAAUUACUUCAGAAACUGACAAUGGUUUUAAUGUGGACCUAUCGGUAGAAGAUAUCAGUUGUGAUUUGGGGCCUGAAAUGGAUAAAGGUGUUGUAUUAAGGCAACACGUUUCAAGGCAUCGUUUAGGCAGAACAGAGAGGCUUGCUGAAAAUAGCAUUGUACCUGGUCCUGUAGUUACUUCAAAGCAUCCAGCUUUUGUGAGGCCUUCAAAUUACAAGGAUCCAAAUGUCUGUUCUGCACCAAGUAGAAACAAAACUUGCGCAUUGAAAUUGCAAUCUGGGAUUGAAGAACAGUGCCAAAAACAUGAGUUAGACAUAGAUGAACAUGGCAUGGGUCCUAGCAAAAACUCUCGUGUGCUAAUAGGAUCUAUAAGUGUUGCAAUUGAAGAUGGUAGUGAACACUUGCAGGACUUCCGUUCCAAGAAUGACCCAGUCCCUCCCAGUUCAAUGACAGUGAAACAUGCACCAGUCAAGGUGAUGCAACCUGUUACCCAUGAGGGUAACAGAAAUGAAGGCAUUUCUCAUAGUGAUAGUAAUAGUACGCCAGCAGCUGAGAACCGUUCUCACUCCAGUGUUACUACAGAUGAAAUCAGUUAUUCAACCUACUGCAGUGCAGAUUUGGUAGUGGAUGAACAUUUACAACGCACCAUGUUUUCCAGUAAAGAAGCGACAGCCUUUCUUUCUCAAAGUAAACAUCUUGCUGCUGUUAUAUUUGAACAUCCUUGA